UUUUACAUGUCGCCCUUCUUCAUCCUCCCAACACUCAAGGCCACAAACCAAAUGCUGCUAACUACUCCAGCUAGCUAGCAACAAUAAUGGCGGCCUGCCGUCCCUCCGGCCUCAGCGUCUUGUGCAGCCUCUACCGUCUCUACAUCUGCAUGCUGUUCAUCCAUGUCCCUCGGGCUCACUCGCUGUCCUUCGACCUCAGCUUCUCCAAACCCCAGAGCCCAGACCUCUCCUCCCAGAAGAUAAACUUCAACGGCGACGCGUACCCCACUCCAGAAACGCUCGAGCUGACGCGAAACCAGCAUGACCAAAGCAGCACCAACAGCAUCGGCCGGGCGACGUACGCGCAGCCGGUGCCGCUGUGGGAUGGCGCCACCGGCGAGACGGCCAGCUUCACCACCACCUUCACCUUCCGGAUCAGGCCGGACUCGUGGAGCCCGUACCCCGGCGACGGGAUGGCGUUCUUCCUCGGCCACUACGGGUCAGAUAUCCCCGUCCAGAGCGGCGGCGGCAUGCUCGGCCUCGUCCCGACCCACACCAACGGCACCGGAAACGGCACCGUCGUCGCCGUCGAGUUCGACACCUUCCAGAACCCGACGAACGACGACAUCAGCAGCAACCACGUGGGCAUCGACGUCGACUCCCUCAACUCCACGGCGUCCACGGACACCACCUCGCCGACCAAGAACCUCACGUCCGGUUACCUGAUGGCGGCCACCGUAAGGUACGAGAACGUCACCAGGUUGCUCGCCUUGGAGCUCACCGUCAACGACACGUCCUACUACGUCAACGCAACUGUCGAUCUCAAGGGCUACCUACCGGAGCGUGUAGCCGUCGGCUUCUCCGCGGCGACUGGAAAUGGCGGCGAGCAGCACCAGGUGCUGUCAUGGUCAUUCACGUCCACUCUGCCGGAACCACCGGCACCGGCACCGGCACCGCCGCCGCAUGCGACACCAGACAACAACCAGCCUCCCAAGAAGAAGAGAUCAGUCGGGACCACGGGCCUGAUAAUCGCCGUGCUUGUGCCUCUGCUAUCUCUCCUGGCGUGUGCGGCAGGCGUGCUGGCAAGGCGAAAACUCAGGGGAAGAAGAAGAAGAAGACCGCCAAACGGUAGCAGCGACGACGACAACGAUUACCAAGAACAGGACAACGGCAGCAGGGCGGAGCUCGAGAGAGGAGUGGCUGCCACCGGCCCCCGGCGGUACGCGUACCGCGACCUGGCCGCCGCCACCGACAACUUCGCCGAGGACGGCAAGCUCGGUCGCGGUGGCUUCGGGAGCGUCUACAGGGGCAAACUCACCGUCGCCGGCGAAGAGCGGCCCGUGGCGAUCAAGGUGUUGUCGUCGGAGUCGUCGGCGCAGGGCAGGAAGGAGUUCGAGGCGGAGGUGAGGAUCAUCAGCCGGCUCAAGCAUCGCAACCUCGUGCAGCUCCUGGGCUGGUGCGACAGCCGGCACGGCCUCCUGCUCGUCUACGAGCUGGUGGCCCAGGGCAGCCUCGACAGGCAUCUCCACGGCAGCGAGCGCUUCUUGGCGUGGCCGGACAGGCACCAGAUCAUCCUCGGCCUGGGGUCGGCGCUGCGGUACCUCCACCAGGAGUGGGAGCAGCGCGUGGUGCACGGCGACAUCAAGCCCAGCAACAUCAUGCUGGACGACUCGCUGGGCGCCAAGCUCGGCGACUUCGGCCUGGCCCGGCUCGGAGACCACGGCGGGCGCUGGCACACCACCAAGGCCGUGCUCGGCACCGCGGGGUACAUCGACCCGGAGUUCGUCAACACGCGCCACCCGAGCACCCACGCCGACGUGUACAGCUUCGGCAUCGUCCUCCUCGAGGUCGUCUCCGGCCGGUCCCCGGUGGUCCUGCUGCCCGGCGAGCCGCCCUUCGUUCUGCUCAAGUGGGUGUGGGGCCUGUACGGACGGAACGCGGUCCUCGACGCGGCGGACGAGCAGCUGAGGGGCGGCGGCGACGACGACGAGUGCAUCGAGAGGGCACUCGUCGUCGGGCUCUGGUGCGCCCACCCUGAGCAGAGCGAGCGGCCGUCCAUCGCGCAGGCCAUGCACGUCCUGCAGUCGGCGGACGCCAGGCUGCCGGCGCUCCCGCCGCAGAUGUACAAGACGGCGUCGGACCUCGCCGUCACCGGACGUUCCUACGGCGUUUUGUCCGUGGAAAGCUACAGCGGCGGUGACUCCUCUACGACGACUACGACCGCCGGCUACUCCAAAACUUCUUCAGGCUCGUCGACCACGGCCUUGCUCCGAGAUUCAAAAGAGAGACCUUGAUUCUGCAAAAAUAAAAUAAAAAAUCCUAUGUGGGAGCUGAACUGUAAAAAAAAUGUGUUUUCAGUUUUGUUAAUUUGGGCUGAAGCCUGAAGCUAACACUUUCAGUUUUGAAUCUUCCUUCACACCGGUUGUCCAUAUUUCUUUUGCGGCAAUAGAAAAAUUCAG
This is a messenger RNA of Zea mays, 2438 nucleotides long. Its product is annotated as protein kinase. Gene Ontology annotation, biological process: protein phosphorylation. The record is from RefSeq and is marked provisional. Gene Ontology annotation, molecular function: ATP binding; protein kinase activity; carbohydrate binding. The transcript has a single exon. Bases 87 to 2273 code for a protein of 728 amino acids. NCBI's taxonomy places the organism in Eukaryota, Viridiplantae, Streptophyta, Magnoliopsida, Poales, Poaceae.